Toxorhynchites rutilus septentrionalis is the source of this 1607-nucleotide messenger RNA. It is a transcript of the gene Cln3, whose product is annotated as battenin. The transcript has 5 exons. Bases 211 to 1509 code for a protein of 432 amino acids. The record is from RefSeq and is a predicted model, not a curated record. Gene Ontology annotation, biological process: regulation of intracellular pH; lysosome organization. Lineage: Eukaryota; Metazoa; Arthropoda; Insecta; Diptera; Culicidae. Gene Ontology annotation, cellular component: lysosome; membrane.
ACGGAUCAGUUAAGUCGUAACGACUGGCCGAAUAAGGUCGAUCGUCGUUGUCUCACCCGUUGCGUUUUGGUGUGUACGAUCGUGCCGAGACAGACAAAUAGAGACCCAUAAAAUGUGGUAUGGGUCAUAGUUAGUGGUGGUUUUUAGCUGGAAUAUUUGUUAUUGAAAUUACUUAAUAGCGAAAAGUGACUCAUCAAAACACGCCUAAUAAUGAACGACGAUAGCGUAACUUCUGCGGCUGCGCUGAACGAGUCGCAACCUCGCGAUCGAGGUCUCUGGAGGGAUCUGGUAGCCUACUGGAUCCUAGGGCUGUGCAAUAAUUAUGGAUACGUUGUCAUGCUAACAGCCGCGCACGAUAUUUUGAAAGAUUUGGACGGAAGUGAUCACGGGAAGUCACUCGACGAACACAGCGCGUUUAAUUCCACUCUCAGAGCAACUGGAGACUUUGUCUACGAUAAACGACCCUGCAAUAAGCUGUCGACAGGAGCGAUUCUCCUUGCGGACAUCCUUCCGGCGCUUUCGGUUAAGCUUAUCGCAUCAUUCCUACCAUUGUGGAAGCACGCACGAGUACUGCUAUGUGUAGCACUGGCUGGGGCUGGAUUCAUUCUGGUAGCCUUCGCCACCAAAGAUUGGAUGUUGUUCCUCGGGGUAAUUUGUACCUCGUUUUCAUCUGGCCUCGGUGAGGCCACGUUCCUAGCAUACGCCAGUUAUUUCAACAAAAAUGUCAUAUCCACCUGGUCAUCCGGUACCGGAGGUGCGGGAGUUAUCGGUGCGUUGUCUUACACCGGUCUCACCGCGUUUGGUCUAUCACCGAAAGCCACCAUGCUUGUGAUGUUAGUGGUUCCUUCGGUAGAGGCUGGCUCUUUUUGGUUGUUGUUGAGACAUAGAGACUCGAGCCAGAAUCAAUCACCUUUGAACGCUGAGAAAGAUGAUUCGCAAACAGAUUACAGCGCGCUGCCACCGGAGGAACGGCCACUCGAAACGUGGAGACAGAAGAUAUCCUUCAUUCCAUCCUUGUUUAUCUACAUGAUACCGUUGGUGUUAGUGUAUCUGUUCGAGUACUUCAUCAACCAAGGAUUGUUUGAGCUAGUUUACUUCCCGGCAAUAUCGCUUUCACAGUCGGAACAGUAUCGAUGGUACCAGGUACUGUACCAGAUAGGGGUUUUCAUCUCCCGAUCGUCUGUCAACAUUGUUCACUUCAAGCAUGUCUGGAUAAUGGCAGUGCUGCAGUUCGUGAACAUGGUCUACUUCACGUUCGAAGCCGUGUAUAUGUUCACCCCGUCCAUAUGGAUCAUCUUCGUGUUGAUUCUGUGGGAAGGACUGCUAGGGGGCGGUGGAUAUGUAAAUACGUUCUAUCGGAUGCAAAUAGAGAUCCCGGAGGCACGUCGGGAGUACGCCAUGAUGAUCACGUCUAUCUCGGACUCGGUCGGCAUAGCGCUGGCCGGCGUGGCGGCCAUUCCAUCGCACAAUGCGAUUUGUGAUUUACCGGUGCCGAAUCGGUUAAUGUGAAUUUGACAAGCUAGCCAAAGUUAUGUGUAAAUAUAUCUGUAGCGCUGCAUAGGGACUGUACUAGGAAACAAAUUUAUACUACGGAAUAUUACAUUUUA